CGUAAAACUAAACAUAUGCAACAAAUAGUUAAGACUGUCAGUGAUAGAAAAAAUUAAAUUUUUUUUGUUAAAAUGCCCGCCUUACCCGUGUUCAAACUGGGUAUGUUGGCCGUGCGUCAGCUAAGUAAAUAUGUAGCGAAUUUUAUUAAGCAAAAAGCGAAGGAUAAUAAAAUGUUUCGUGAAUAUAUUUGUGUACCACCGGCACAAUGGUACAACAGAAUGGAGACCAGGACCAUGAUGUGGACCAUGAAGAUGGGCAAACCGAAAAAUAUAAAGCCUCUGUCAGAAGCGGCAGCCAUUGAUUUGGGUGCCAGUAUGCUGGGCGAAUUUGUUUUAUUCGUAAUCUGUGGAGCCGCAGUUGUAUCGGAAGUUUCGCGACAAAUGCGUUCAGAACGUCGUAAAAGAGAUGAAAAAAUACAAGCAGCAAUUAAUUUAACAAACAAUAUUUUACACAUGGAAGAAACCAUAGAACAACAGGAGCAGUACAUACAAGAAAUCAGAAAGGCGCUCAAGUCUUUAGGCAAAGAUAUUAAGGUGCCAAAGCCGGAGCAAUUCGAAAGUAAAUUAUUGCGACCAAUUAUUACAACCAGGUCGAUUGACACACAAGUAACGGUAUCAACAAGUGAUAAAGAACUGCAGGUGGCAAUCUAAAAUACAUAUUUUUUUUGCGCGCUGAUAUUUAUAAUCAAAACGUAUAGAUUACAAGACUUUAAUUUAAUAAAAUCUAUCAUAUUUAUUAGUUAA
This is a messenger RNA of Bactrocera oleae (olive fruit fly), 744 nucleotides long. RefSeq names its product optic atrophy 3 protein homolog. Lineage: Eukaryota; Metazoa; Arthropoda; Insecta; Diptera; Tephritidae. The record is from RefSeq and is a predicted model, not a curated record. Gene Ontology annotation, biological process: regulation of lipid metabolic process. Gene Ontology annotation, cellular component: mitochondrion.